UUAUCCAAUUCAUUUAUUAUAUAGACAAGAAAAGAAAGGGAGGGCUAAACUAACGCCAUUGUUCAUGUCUUUCGAUCUCAUACUAGCUAUAAUGCUAAAAUAAUUGAUAUCUAAACUUCAAAAAUAUCAAAAACUUAAAUGGAUUCUACUCCUACUCAUACCCAAAAGCCUCAUGCUCUAUUUGUACCAUUUCCAGCACAGGGUCAUGUGAGUCCCUCAAUGCAGUUAGCCAAACUCUUCCGCUGCAAUGGUUUCCACAUAACCUUUGUCAACACUGAGUUCAACCACAAACGUUUGAUAAAAUCUCUGGGAGAAGAGUUUGUGGAAGGUCUCCCAGAUUUUCAAUUUGAGACCAUACCGGAUGGUUUACCAGAAUCAGAUAAGGAUGCAACACAAGAUAUUCCAAAAUUGCGUGACUCAAUUAGGAAAAAAUGUUAUGGUCCAUUCAAAGAACUUGUGAUUAAGCUCAACACUUCAUCACCAUAUCCAGUUACUUGCAUAAUUGCUGAUGGCACUUUAGGGUUUGCUGGACGAGUAGCAAAAGAAUUAGGCAUUCAAGAGCUACAGUUUUGGACAGCUUCUGCUUGUGGCCUUCUUGGAUAUUUGCAAUAUGAUGAACUUGUAAAAAGAGGAAUUCUUCCAUUCAAAGAUGAAAAUUUUAUUGGGGAUGGCACCUUGGAAAGAAGCUUAGAUUGGAUAUCAGGAAUGAAAGAUAUCAGGUUAAAAGAUCUUCCCAGCUUCAUGAGAGUCACUAAUUUAAAUGAUAUUAUGUUUGAUUCCUUGAGUUCUGAAGCACAAAAUUGUUUGAGGUCAUCAACAAUCAUCAUUAACACAUACGAAGAAUUGGAAGAAGAUUCUCUUCAAGCCCUUAGGGCCAAAAACCCAAAUAUAUAUAGCAUUGGACCAAUUCAUAUGCUUGAUAAGCAUUUUCCUCAUAAUGAAAAUGGUUUUAAAGCAAGUGGGUCAAGUUUUUGGAAAAGUGACUUAGAUUGCCUUAAAUGGUUGCAUAAAUGGGAACCUAACUCAGUACUAUACAUUAAUUUUGGAAGUAUAACGGUGAUGACUGAUCUUCACUUAAAAGAGUUUGCUUGGGGAAUAGCAAAUAGUAAGUUACCAUUUUUAUGGAUAAUGAGGCAAGAUAUAGUAAUGGGUGAAACCGCCACUUUGCCACAAGAGGUUCUAGAAGAGAUUAAAGAUAGAGGCCACAUAACUAAUUGGUGCCUUCAAGAUCAAGUGCUUGGUCACCCAUCAAUUGGAGGGUUCCUAACUCAUUGUGGUUGGAAUUCAACACUUGAGACUAUUUCGUAUGGCGUGCCUACUAUUUGUUGGCCUUCCUUUGGGGAGCAACCAACAAAUUGUAGGUAUUUAUGCAACACUUGGAAAAUAGGGACAGAAAUUAACCAUGACGUGAAAAGGGAAGAGGUGACAAAACUUGUGAUAGAAAUGAUAGAAGGAGAAAAUGGAAGAGAAAUUAGACAAAGGAGCUUAAAGUGGAAGAAGAAAGUUGCAGAAACUACUGAUUUAGGGGGAUCUUCAUACAAUAAUUUCCAUAAGUUAAUCAAAAAGGUUCUUCAUAAUAGUGUUAUUUGAGUGCUAUUAUAAUUGAUAUGCUAUUAUAUAUAUUGUCAUCUACAUAUUUUGAAUUGAUGGUAUAUUGCCUUAGUGUUGGGAGUUAGUGCUUUUUUGCUCACAAUGUUACAAUUCAAUCAUAGUUUCAAAAACAUAUGGUGGUUCAUGUUUUGACUAAGAUUAAUGUAAUUUUAUAACUGUUGUUACUUUAUUUAUCAUUUAUCGUGUUCUGACUA
This is a messenger RNA of Vicia villosa (hairy vetch), 1805 nucleotides long. Its product is annotated as linamarin synthase 1-like. The record is from RefSeq and is a predicted model, not a curated record. Gene Ontology annotation, molecular function: UDP-glycosyltransferase activity. The transcript has 2 exons. The coding region runs from base 139 to 1590 and encodes 483 amino acids. NCBI's taxonomy places the organism in Eukaryota, Viridiplantae, Streptophyta, Magnoliopsida, Fabales, Fabaceae.